Molecule: messenger RNA, 3849 nt
Organism: Knipowitschia caucasica
Lineage: Eukaryota; Metazoa; Chordata; Actinopteri; Gobiiformes; Gobiidae
Source: the annotation of a GenBank genome assembly
AUGCGGCAGGGGGAGGGAGGCUGCACAAGUGAAGAGGAUGCGGUGGUGCGCGCUGUGACAGAGGCAAACGCAGCGCUCCUGUCGGAGCGAACGCGCGGGAAACACAGAGCCAUGGCCGGAGCCAAGCUCACGCCCUCGCCCUCAGAGAUCGACCCAGACGUGAAGACCGAUGUGCAGAAAAGCUCUGAACCCACCUGGGUGCAUCCCUCCAGCUCGCUCCGGACCAUGGGCUCGUUUGGGAGCGAUGCCGGCCAAAGGUAUCAGGAAGAAUACAGUAUGGACUCCACUAAUGCCCAGGUGCAGGUGGAGUUCUAUGUCAACGAGAACACCUUCAAGGAGAGGCUGAAGCUCUUCUUUAUCAAAAACCAAAGGUCAAGUUUGAGAAUCCGUCUAUUCAACUUCUCCCUGAAGAUCCUCACCUGUGUCCUUUACAUCCUGAGAGUCAGCCUGGAUACCCCUCCUUACGACUGGUCCAAUUGUCGGAACAGUUGGAACAGUAGCUCAGUUAAUUGCACAGAGACACAAGGAAUCGACUGGCAGUUGAUAUUCUGGGUCCACAGAAAGAGUCCUGUAUGGGAAAUACAGGUGAUAGUGGCCUUAAUCAGCUUUUUGGAGACCGUGCUAAUCACAUAUCUUAGCUAUAAGGGAAACAUCUGGGAGCAGAUUUUUCAGAUGUCCUUCAUAUUGGAGAUGAUUAAUUCUGUACCAUUUAUAAUCACAAUAUUCUGGGCUCCAUUGAGAAAUAUAUUUGUCCCUGUUUUUCUUAACUGUUGGCUUGCCAAAGGAGCCCUGGAGAACAUGCUUAAUGACUUCCACCGUGCCAUCCAGAGGACACACUCGGCCAUGUUUAACCAAGUGUUCAUCCUCAUCUGCACUUUACUCUGUCUGGUUUUCACUGGAGCUUGUGGGAUUCAACAUUUGGAAAGAUCUGGAAAGAACCUUACCCUUUUCGAUUCCUUUUAUUUCUGCAUCGUCACCUUCUCGACUGUGGGCUAUGGAGACGUCACGCCUCAGAUCUGGCCGUCACAGCUGCUGGUGGUCAUCCUCAUCUGUGUGGCCCUCGUGGUACUUCCACUGCAGUUUGAAGAGCUGGCUUACUUGUGGAUGGAGAGCCAGAAGCUGGGAGGGAACUACAGCCGCCAUCGAGCCCAGACUGAGAAACAUGUGGUGCUGUGUGUGAGUUCUCUGAAGAUCGACCUGCUCAUGGAUUUCCUCAACGAAUUCUACGCUCACCCCAGACUGCAGGAUUACUAUGUGGUCAUUCUGUGUCCGACGGAGAUCGACAUCCAGGUGCGGAGAAUCCUGCAAAUACCGCUGUGGUCGCAGAGGGUCAUCUACCUACAGGGAUCCGCACUCAAAGACCAGGACCUGAUGAGAGCAAAGAUGGAUGAUGCAGAGGCCUGUUUCAUCCUCAGCAGCAGGAACGAGAAAGACCGGAACGCAGCCGAUCAUCAGACGAUUUUGAGAGCGUGGGCUGCCAAAGAUUUUGCACCAAAUUGCCCACUCUACGUUCAAAUCCUCAAACCGGAAAAUAAGUUCCAUGUCAAAUUUGCAGAUCAUGUUGUGUGCGAGGAGGAGUUUAAAUACGCCAUGUUGGCCUUGAACUGUGUCUGUCCAGCCACGUCCACGCUCGUGACACUGCUGGUGCACACUUCCAGAGGACAAGAAGGACAGAUGUCUCCGGAGCAGUGGCAGAAAACGUACGGCCGCUGCUCAGGAAACGAGGUCUAUCACAUCGUUCUGGGGGACAGUAAAUUUUUUGGGGAGUAUGACGGAAAGAGCUUCACCUACGCAUCCUUCCACGCCCAUAAAAAAUACGGCGUGUGUCUAAUUGGGGUCAAACGGGAGGACAACAAGAGCAUCAUGUUGAAUCCCGGCCCGCGUCACAUCAUGGCCGCCACUGACACCUGCUACUACAUAAACAUCACCAAGGAGGAGAACUCGGCCUUUAUUUUCAAACAGGAAGAAAAGCACAACAAGGGUCUCCCCGGCUCUAGCAUCUACGACGCCCCCUCCAGGCUGCCUGUGCACAGCAUCAUCGCCAGCAUGGUUGAUCAGGCCACUGCAUAUGGCACAGUGGCUAUAGACCUGCAGAACCCAGACCCUCCCGAAGAGAAAGGAAUGCUCAUGUUGCCCACUGAAAACGGUGGCGGCAGUCGCAGACCAAGCAUCGCACCGGUCUUAGAAAUCGCUGACUCCUCUGCUGUGCUCCCUUGCGACCUCCUCAGUGACCAAUCAGAAGACGAAACCAACCAAUCAGACGAGGAGGGCUCGGUGGGAUCAGAUUUUGUAAAGGGCUACCCUCCAAAUUCUCCAUACAUUGGCAGCUCUCCGACUCUGUGUCACCUCCUGCCACAAAAGGCUCCAUUCUGCUGCCUCCGCUUAGAUAAGGGCUGUACACACAAUAGUUUUGAAGAUGCCAAGGCGUACGGCUUCAAGAAUAAGCUGAUUAUAGUUUCUGCAGAGACGGCAGGGAAUGGACUCUACAACUUUAUAGUUCCACUGAGAGCUUAUUAUCGGCCCAGGAAGGAGCUCAACCCCAUAGUGCUGCUUCUCGACAACAAACCGGAGCACCACUUCUUGGAGGCCAUUUGCUGCUUCCCAAUGGUUUAUUUCAUGGAAGGAACAAUUGAUAACUUGGACAAUCUGCUGCAGUGUGGAAUAAUCUACGCAGACAACCUGGUGGUAGUGGACAAGGAGAGCACCAUGUGUGCGGAGGAGGACUACAUGGCCGACGCCAAGACCAUCGUCAAUGUCCAGACUAUGUUUAGACUAUUCCCCAGCCUCAGCAUCAUCACAGAGCUCACCCAUCCCUCCAACAUGAGGUUUAUGCAGUUCAGGGCUAAAGACUGCUACUCUCUGGCUCUGGGCCGACUGGAGAAGAUUGAACGAGACAAGGGCUCCAACCUGGCUUUCAUGUUUCGCUUGCCUUUUGCUGCUGGAAGAGUUUUCAGCAUCAGCAUGUUAGACACGCUGCUUUACCAGUCAUUUGUGAAAGAUUACAUGAUCGCAAUCGCGCGGCUUCUUCUUGGUCUGGACACUACGCCUGGUUCUGGAUAUCUCUGCGUUAUGAAGAUCACAGAGGAGGAUUUGUGGAUCAGGACGUAUGGUCGACUCUUUCAAAAGCUCUGCUCCUCCAGCGCUGAGAUCCCCAUGGGCAUCUACCGCACAGAGUCACACAUGUUCUCCACCACAGAGGGUAAGGACAGCUAUGCACAGUCUCAGAUGUCUAUCAACAUGGAGCCAGGCCAGGAGCCCAGAGAGCACGGCGAGGGCUGGAAGGAGCGACCGGGCCAUCGUAACUCCAGCGCUAACGAACCAUCAGAACACCCACUGCUGAGGAAGAAGAGCAUGCAGUGGGCGCGCAGGCUCAGCAGGAAGACUGCUAAACCCGCAAGCCGAGCCGAGCGCAUCUCCCAGCAAAGACACAACCUGUACAGGCGCUCGGAGCGGCAGGAGCUGUCGGAGCUGGUGAAGAACCGCAUGAAGCACCUGGGUCUGCCCACGGUGGGAUACGAAGACGUUUCUAAUCUCACAGCGAGUGAUGUCAUGAAUCGAGUAAAUCUAGGAUAUUUGCAAGAGUUGCAGGACAUUUCAGAGCGUCCAUAUUCAGAGGGGACCAAGCCGGCAGAGCCACAAGCAGAUGAGCUGAACGACCACCAAAACACGCUCUCCUACGUCCUGAUAAACCCACCGCCCGACACCAUGCUGGAGCUCAACGAUAUCGUGUACAUCAUCCGGCCAGACCCUCUCGCCCACAUGCCCGAGGACUCCCAGGUGGGGCAGGCGCACGGGACCAGGUACCAGCAGGAAUUAAGCACAGAGACCAGGAACGAGACGCACCUCUGA